Molecule: messenger RNA, 492 nt
Organism: Phytophthora nicotianae INRA-310
Lineage: Eukaryota; Oomycota; Peronosporomycetes; Peronosporales; Peronosporaceae
Exons: 1
Coding region: 101-385 (94 amino acids)
Source: RefSeq, a predicted model, not a curated record
GCCACUUCCGCUGAAUCCUUGUAAGUUACGGUACGCGUACGCGUUCAGCGGCCUGUGGCCCCCACUAGCUAAUUUACGACCUUGAUCGACAACACACUUGAUGGCUCCUGCUCCCUCCUCGCUCCUGCGAGCGGUAAAUGAAGACCGCCAGGUCUUAACCUCGCGUGUGUGCGUCCGAGAUGACCAGCUCAUGCUCAAGACCGUGUACUCGCUGGCCACUCGCACAGGCUCCGCCGUUAUUAACGCCUCAACCCAAGGACAACUGCCCCAACAGGCAUCGACAGCCUUCCACGAAGCGGUGGAGCUUCUCGCAGCCUUCGUGACCACUUUCUCCAAAACGGACCAAUUUGUGUUGAGUGGGGGGGGGGGGGUUGACCACAAUUGAUUAGUGUUUGUUAUAACCAAAAAAAAGUGUAGCUGCACCAAUUAUGUGGGUUGGGGUACCCACUGCAUAAAUAGGAAACACCUCUAAAAAUAAAAGGAAACCACCUU